Protopolystoma xenopodis is the source of this 813-nucleotide messenger RNA. Lineage: Eukaryota; Metazoa; Platyhelminthes; Monogenea; Polystomatidea; Polystomatidae. The record is from the annotation of a GenBank genome assembly.
AUGAUGAUGUCGAACGGCCGACAGGGUGCCUUCUUUGUGGUCGCCCUGGCAGCACAUGCAAGUGGUGAAAACGCCCGCGCUUGGAGACAGCAACAAGAAUGUGCCAUCAUCAACCGACGGCAGUCGAGAUUGACUGUCCCAAUCGGUGACGAGUUGCGCCGACUCUCAUCUCCACCUGCGUCCGGGGAGCACUUAACUUCGAGUCCCGCGUUGUGUAAUCCGAGCCCAGUCACGAGCGGACAGACCGGCGACUCGGUCGGCGGGUCAGUUGGAAUGGCCCUCAUCCACGCUGCCUGGCUUCUUGCACCGCAGAAUUGGCGCCCCAACUUGGCCAGUCGUUGCAACAAGACUUUCUCAAAUGUCCACUUUUUAAUGGGCAACUGGCUGCCCACCCUUACUCGGUCUGUACCACUUGCGGGUGGGCGGGAGGAUGAAGGGAUUGACUGGGUUUGUCGCUUUGACGAGUGCUUCGUGAAGCCGAUCUGCCGACCCAAUCGAGUCUCGUCAGUCCCAGCCCUCAACUCUUCCAUUCGCCCCGGCAACUCGACCAGCGGCCGCGGGGUCGAAGAUCACAUCUGCGGACACCGACGUACCAACCAGUCAUCAUUCCACGUCGGACAGUUGAGAUCUGUCCAGCUUGUCGGCAGCGCCUCGAACGAAGCCGAUCAAAGAGACUGGUUGUUGGGGGCUUGUCUCUUGGCUCCUGUUGUUGGGCUGUUUCAUUCGAUCGAUCCUCCUCGUGCCAUCCUCCCGCAUGCAUACAUACCUACAGACUUGCCCGAACGGCUGCUCGUUCGGCUUGUCGGUCUUUGA